Poecilia latipinna (sailfin molly) is the source of this 8169-nucleotide messenger RNA. RefSeq names its product phospholipase C like 2 (gene plcl2). The record is from RefSeq and is a predicted model, not a curated record. The transcript has 7 exons. The coding region runs from base 563 to 3892 and encodes 1109 amino acids. Lineage: Eukaryota; Metazoa; Chordata; Actinopteri; Cyprinodontiformes; Poeciliidae. Gene Ontology annotation, molecular function: phosphatidylinositol-4,5-bisphosphate phospholipase C activity. Gene Ontology annotation, biological process: release of sequestered calcium ion into cytosol; gamma-aminobutyric acid signaling pathway; regulation of synaptic transmission, GABAergic.
UUCACGAGACAUACACAACUUUGUUCCCUGGAAACGACUCAUUCAGUGACUGACGAUUACAAAUUUAACGGCUCUCUUUAUCGCUUUUAAAACCGAGCCGAACCGGUGCUGACCACAGUAAGUAACCGACCGAGACAGGUUAAUAUCAUUUAGUUCGUCAACCAAUAGCAGAAGCUGCCGGUUGGACUUCAGGCAAACUAACUUCCCUGAGCUGGCGAGUGAGUGAGUGAGCGAGCUUUGUUAGCCUGCUAACUAGCUGAGCUGACAGAAAACAAACGACAGUCUGCUCCUCAGGCUGCUGGAGCAACAACUUCAGCUGAAACACGGGCUGUGACUAUGGAGAGACCAAGCAGCUCUAAAGACGGAGCUCAGUGCACGGAGGAAGCCUCUCAUUCCGUAGGAACCUGGCGGAUAUGAGCACCGAGCGAUGAGACGGCACAUGUUACACCGAGGCAAUAAUUACAAUAACAGUAGUAAUAACAAUAAAAGACUGGGAGGGAUAUCAGAGUGAAGGCGAAACCUUUGUUUUUGAGUGCUGUGAGUGUGUGAGAUCGAAGUGCCUAUGGCGGAGUUAGGGGAGGACGGAAGGCUCCCUCCGGUUCAUUUCGGGCACACGGCCGUGCCCAGCGACGAGGCUGCGGGGAAGACGCAUUGCGAAGUGUCGGUUCUGAAUGGAGACUGUGGGAUUUCGGAGAAUAUGAUGUGCUCAGGCUCCCCUCUCACACCUGGCAGCCAAACCGGAGUAGAAACCGCCAACACCUCCGUGGGGCCGGAUGCCAAAUCUGACAUACCUCGCCGGAGCAGCAUUAUUAAGGAUGGAAGACAACGAAAAGAAAGAAAGAAGACCGUCUCAUUCAGCAGCAUGCCCACUGAGAAGAAGAUUAGCAGAGUCAGCGACUGCAUCAAUGCCAUGGUGGAUGGCUCGGAGCUGAAAAAAGUGCGAUCCAAUUCACGCAUUUACCACCGCUACUUUCUUCUUGACGCCGACAUGCAAUCAUUGAGGUGGGAGCCAACGAAGAAGGAGUCUGAAAAGGCAAAGAUAGACGUGAAGUCCAUCAAGGAGGUCCGGACAGGCAAGAAUACAGAAACUUUUAGAACUAAUGGCACCUAUGACCAGAUAUCAGAGGAUUGUGCUUUUUCAAUCAUCUUUGGGGAGAAUUAUGAGUCCCUGGACUUGGUGGCAAACACAGCAGAUGUAGCCAACAUAUGGGUGACUGGUCUGAGGUACCUGAUCUCUUAUGGGAAGCAUACCUUGAAUAUGAUCGAGAGCAGCCAGAACAACUUGCGCUCAUCUUGGUUAAGCGACCUCUUCGAUGAAGAAGACGUCAACCACAACAAACAGAUAGCAAUAUGUGCUGCCGUGCAGCUAAUAAAGAAACUAAACCCGGGACUUAAAAAUGUGAAAAUAGAACUAAAGUUCAAGGAGCUCCACAAAGCUCAAGAUAAAAGUGGGUCUGAUGUGACAAAAGAAGAGUUUGCUGAAGUCUUUCAUGACCUUUGCACAAGACCAGAGAUUUAUUUUCUUUUUGUUCAGUUUUCCAGUAAUAAGGAGUUUCUUGAUACUAAGGACUUAAUGAUAUUUCUGGAGGCAGAGCAGGGAAUGGCUCAGGUCAGUGAAGACACCAGCUUAAAUGUCAUUUACAAGUAUGAACCAUCCAAAGAGGGCCAGCUAAAGGGAUGGCUCUCUCUUGAUGGGUUCUCCAACUAUCUUAUGUCUGCAGAGUGCCACAUAUUUGACCCUGAGCACAAAUCCGUUUGCCAAGACAUGAACCAGCCUCUGUCCCACUACUACAUCAAUGCAUCCCACAACACGUAUCUGAUAGAGGAUCAAUUCAGAGGUCCUUCAGAUGUGACGGGGUACAUCCGUGCUCUGAAGAUGGGUUGUCGCUGUGUGGAGCUGGACGUGUGGGACGGGUCUGAUAACGAGCCCGUUAUCUACACUGGUCACACAAUGACUUCACAGAUUGUUUUCCGCAGCGUCAUAGAUGUCAUCAAUAAGUAUGCCUUUGUUGCCUCUGAGUUUCCUCUGAUUCUGUGUUUGGAAAACCAUUGUUCUGUAAAGCAGCAGAAAGUCAUGUUUCAGCAUCUGAAGAAGAUCCUUGGAGACAGGAUCCAUGUAGAUUCUCCAAAACUCGAGGACUGUUACCUCCCAUCUCCAUCUGAGCUGAAGGGAAAGAUCCUGCUGAAGGGUAAGAAGUUGGAUACAAACUGCACUGCUUCAGAAGGAGAAGUGACGGAUGAGGACGAGGGGGCAGAGAUGUCUCAGAGGAUGAGCAUCGAGUCCACAGAGCAGCAGACUAAUGCACCCAAAAAGAUCCCACUGCUUAAGGACCUCUCUGAUCUGGUGACGCUGUGUAAAUCUGUGGAGUUCAAAGACUUUCCAACAUCUUUCCAGAAGCAGAAACCCUGGGAGCUCUGCUCUUUCAAUGAGGUGUUUGCCACGCGCUGUGCAUGUGAUUUCCCUGGGGACUUUGUCAACUACAACAAGAAGUUUCUGGCACGAGUUUACCCGAGCCCAAUGCGGAUCGACUCUAGCAACAUGAAUCCACAAGACUUCUGGAAGUGCGGCUGCCAGAUUGUAGCCAUGAACUACCAGACUCCUGGGCUGAUGAUGGAUUUGAACAUCGGUUGGUUCCGUCAGAAUGGCAACAGUGGCUACGUUCUCCGACCGGCCAUCAUGCGGGAGCAGGUCUCAUAUUUCAGUGCCAACACAAAAGAUUCAGUACCUGGGGUUUCUCCACAGCUCUUGCACAUCAAGAUAAUCAGCGGACAAAAUUUCCCCAAACCCAAAGGCUCCGGUGCUAAGGGAGACGUGGUGGACCCAUAUGUGUACGUGGAAAUACACGGCAUUCCUGCAGACUGUGCAGAACAGAGGACUAAAACAGUCCACCAAAAUGGGGACAACCCGCUGUUUGAUGAGAGCUUUGAGUUUCAGAUAAACCUUCCUGAGCUCGCAAUGGUGCGCUUCGUGGUUCUAGACGAUGACUACAUUGGAGAUGAGUUUAUUGGCCAGUAUACGAUCCCCUUUGAGUGUCUCCAGCCUGGUUUCCGCCAUGUGCCGCUACAGUCUCUGACAGGAGAGUUGCUGCCUCAUACUUUGCUUUUUGUCCAUGUUGCCAUAACCAAUCGAAGAGGUGGAGGAAAGCCACACAAAAGGGGAUUGUCAGUAAGGAAAGGCAAGAAGAGCAGAGAGUAUGCUAGUAUGAGAGUGCUGCAGAUCAAGGCUGUGGAUGAGGUCUUUAAAACAGCCCUGUUGCCACUCAGAGAGGCCACCGACCUCCGAGAAAACAUGCAGAAUGCCAUAGUGUCCUUUAAGGAGCUCUGCGGCCUUUCAGCCGUGGCCAACCUGAAGCAGUGCAUCUUGGCCCUUUCCCCUCGGCUGACAGGACCCGACAACAGCCCGCUCCUGCUGUUUAACCUCUCUGACCCGUACCCUAACCUGGAGCUCCAAGGCCUGCUCCCAGAGGUCCUGAAAAAGGUCGUCACCUCCUACGACAUGAUGAUCCAGACCAGCAAGAUCCUGCUGGAGAGCUCCGACUGCGUGUAUGAGAGGAUUUUGCAAACUCAGAAAGCAGCGAUGGAAUUUCAUGAAAACCUGCAUGAUCUGGCUGUGAAGGAAGGGCUGAAGGGCAGGAAGCUGCACAAGGCGGUGGAAAGCUUCACGUGGAACAUCACCAUCCUGAAGGGUCAAGCUGACUUACUAAAACAUGCCAGAAGUGAAGUCCAGGAAAACCUCAAGCAGAUCCACUACUCGGCGCUCACCUGCAACCUGAGCAAAGGAGGGACAGCGGGCGGCUCCUCCGGCUCCACGGACUCCAAGAGCCGACGCAGCUUGGAGGCCAUUCCUGAAAAAGCCACGGGGGAGGAGGAGCUGACGGAUGAGGAAAACUGAAGACUUCCUGUGGCUUUCCUUCAACUCUCUUCUUUCUGCAUCUCCAAACCUGAAGGUCCUCUGUCCAUCUUCACCCAGGUGCUGUCACUCUUCACCCUCCAUCAUGGACAUUCCUCAACCUAAAGCACAGUUAAAACUUCUUAGACCAAUAAAAUCAUACGGAUCAUGUCUUUGUUUCAAACAAGAGUUUUAGAAAACACAGGAAAAGGUUUUGUAACCCCCUCAAACUCUCCUAGACGUCUAAGUGAAACUUUCUGCUUCCUGAUUUUCCCGUUUCCUCUCCUGGAUGAGUCCGGAGUGAACCAGCGGCCCUCAGACUGUUCCAGUUCCAGACUUUAAACACGAGCACUUCUACUUAGCGGACCAGAGGACACAAAGAAGGCCUUGGAUUGUUGCAAGGAUUUUUUUUUUUUUUUAAAAAGCACAAUUUUCCUGAGCUGUGAAUGUAACUGGGACUGAAGAGUGGGAACAAAAAUGUUCAGAAUGAGAGUAAAGAGCUGUUUACAAUUCUGGACUUGUUCAUGUUCUCGUCUGCCAAAACAGUAGUAAACUAUGUGUAUAUACAGAGUUUCCUGUGAGCUUUUUUUCUGCAGAGUGCAUCAUUUUAUUAUUGUACACUUGGAAAUAUGAGAUUUAUUUUAUAAAAGUUAUACGAACACAAGUGUGGAGAUAAAGUUUUAUUUGUGCGCGGACAAACCCUCCAACAUGAGGAGGCAGAAGGACGUAAGAGGCAGAGACAGAAUGUAUCUGUGUUGUUGUCCCGUCUCUCUGCUCUGAACCAGCAGCUGCAUGGAAGGAUGUUGACACGUUUUUGUUCGUUCUUUGUUUAGAUGUGCUUCUAUUUCAGGGCAAGUUUUUACCAAAGUUCACCUUAUGUUGGAGCUGAAAGUUUAUUUCAAACCCAAAACUAAACCAGUUCAACUUAUUCAGAACGAUGUGAACACGACAAAUCAAUUGUUGCUGGUAGUAAUCUGCAGAUAGCCACGGUUUGUCCUUAUUUACAUUUUGCAGAGAACAUUUUACAGAAAAACGGUUUGUUGGAUGGACGGACGGCCACCAUAUUAACUUAAUGUUUAAUUAUACAGAUUAUUAAUUGAAAACAUUCUGAAAAUUAUUUUCUGUAUCUAUUUUAGUGGCCAUAUACUUUAAGUGAACACAACUUUAUUUAACAAACCUGCUAACCCUGUUAGAACGGCCUUUAGCUGGGAUAUUGAUCUCCUUUUUUAAAUUAUGGUUAAACAAUACUAAUUGAAUAUUUUUUCGUAACCAUUUAUGUUUCUGGAAACAGAACAGUACAAAAUUAUGGCGUUUUUAAAGAGGGUGUUUUUUGUAGUUUUUUGUUGUUUUUUUUAAAAUAGGGAUUGUGUGAAGUACUAAUUAGUGAUCAGUAUCUUACAUGCAGUAAAACUUAUUUAUACCCUUAAACCCUCUAAUUUAAACCUCAACUGGUGAUUUAAUCAUAAGCUAAAGUUUUUACUACAUCUUCUCAUUCUUGCAUAAGACGGUUGUCAAAGUGUUUCUCUUAAAUUAUUUUGCUAUUCUCUCAGAAAAAAAACAUCCUGCAAACAAAAUGCCUCUGAAUUAUUAUACAUGAGGAUGUUUCACAGUAUUUUCUGGAACAUUCUUUACACUUAAUAAAAGUUAGACAAACUAUCUAGGCUAUAUGUGCAUUUAUUUGAAAAAAGUUUGCAUUACUGCUAAUAAUAUUAGCAUUAGAACCUAAUCUUAUCCCAGAGUUUCAACAUUUGGAUGCAGUUAAACACAUUCAGCAGGACGCUUCUGGCUUCUUGAACAGUUUUCUUGGACUAACCUUAAAAAAAGUUACCUUGUUUUUAUGGAUGAGAUUUGCUGCCAAAAAACAACAACAAUAUAAUGCAAUAUAAUGACCACAUUAUUUUGUUAAUGUUUUUAUCACCACUGGUCAAUUUGUAUAGAAGUGCACGACAAGUAAUUUCAACCUAUUUACUAACCUACUUUUGUAUUUAUUAAUGAAACUAUAAAGCUUAGAAAUACAAAGAAGAAUGUAAGUCAUCUGCAGGUCCAACAGAACAAUAGUUGACGGUUUGUCCAGGGCCAAAAUAUGUUGAUUCCAAUAUUGAAGUUACAGAUUGUGCAGAAAAAUGUUCACUGUCCUCCAUUACAUUGGAUCUUUAGAUGGAUUAGAUUUAAAGUAGAAAAUCGCAAUUGAUGAAAACCCCAACUAACAUUCAGCUGCCUCCGUCCUUUUAUACAUAGAAAACUAAUAAACAAAUAAAAAAUGAUCUAAAAUAGCAUUUACUCAAACUCAACAAAGUUGCAUGCUUGGUUCCUGCCUUGGCACGUCGUCUCUAAGAAUCUCCCAGUGUUUUAGUGCCUAAAACAGUCCAAAGCGUUCUUUUAACGAUACUCAUCAGGAAAUAUCGGUUUGACCAAUUCUUCAACAAAACGAGGCUCCACAGAAACAUUGUUGUCCCUGUACACCAAAUUUUAAAUGCAAAUCUUGAAUUUGCCUUCUCACAGCGGUUUUGCAGAUGUGUUGUAAGGAGAAAUUAAAAGUAAACGUUUAAAUAAGACAAUCAUGUUUUGUCUUGUGGAGACUUUAAUGUUGGGCUAAUAAAUAAGAAAUGCAACCAGAUUUGUUGCAUGAAGAGGCCUGUAAUUAAGAAAAAACACCAAAAUACCUUAAUUCAGAAUACCUGUAAACAUGUUAUAUUUACCCAUUGGUACUGUAAAUUAAAUUAACCUCAUAUAAUUAAUGGAGAAAUUAUCUCUAUGUUCAGAUCCAUAAAAACUUUGCAAGGAAAAAACAUUUUGAUGAAAGUAUCAGACAGAUUACGUCUAAGAUCAAGGAUUAAAUAAAAGCAUGUUUUUAGUGAUUUCUGAAGCUAAUCUGUGUGAAACUGAUUAACCAAGCUAAGUUUUAAAAACUAAUGUUGGAUAAACAAGCAUAAAGGCGUCCGUCACACAAUCUGAAUUUGCCCCAUUAAAAGUAGAAUUUUGCUACUAAAACAAGUUUGGAACCGCCAUCAGCCUUCAUGACUGAUUAUAAUGGAGCCUUUAGCAUUAUAUUUGUAAAAACAUCCUUAGUAUUAAUCCCAUGAUGCCACUACGCUGAUAUGUUACCAUGACGAUCCCUACCUAUAAAUCAAGUCUCAUCUCAUAACGAUACACUGGUAAUAAACCCCUACAACCUCACUAUGCAACGUUCUUUCAACCUUUGUAAACUUUUAUGCCCCAUCAAGGACAAUUUAAAGCUCAAUAUGUUCCCAAUGCCUCCCAGAAAACCUCACUAAUGACGGAUCUGUUGACUUUUUACCUGUUGUUGGGACUUUAUCGUUCUUUUUCUGUUUGUUUUUGGCAGAGAAAGCAUUAACUAGCUUUGCUCUUUUGUAGUAAAUUUGUUGAGUUUGUUUAAAUCAAAUGUUUGUUUGUUUUUUUUUUUUAAAUGGCAUUUUAUAAUCUACAUUUUCUCCGGUUUUAUUUUUUCCUGCGUCGGUGAACAUGUAGGAGUUAAAACGGCAACAAACCCAGUUUAACUCAUUAGUUUUAAAACAGAGACACCAUUAGUUUCGUCACCAUUUUAUACCUUUUUAUUGGGCACAUUUCAGUCAGUGCUAACUCACCACUUUAGCUUUUUCUUUUCUUUAACCUUGUUUGCAUUUAUUAUGUUACUCUUUGUUGCAGCACUUAUUUUCUUAUUCUAAUAUUUGAUAUUUAAAUUAUAUCUAAUUAGAAAAUACCAUUGAAAUAAAUAUGUGAAGAAUGCUAGUCAAGUUGAAGCUAAUAAAAUGUUUGUUUAAUAAACUGAUUUAAUCUCGUUUCAACUGGAAAUUUUCCCAAGGUGAAAGUUGAUUACACUCAAUUCAAAGUUAUUAUUUUCAUGAUAGAUAAAAUCCCAAAAUGCUGUUUCCACUUUGACUAAACCAUCUUCCAGUGAGCUAAAGUAAAAGAUAAUUAAAACCCCAUCACGUUGUUUCUGUGUUUUCCACUUUUAAGACUAAACAAAUCUGCCAGCAACAGUACAAUUGAGCAAUCAGAGAGCAAAGUAAAACUUGCGGCACUUUCCAGCUCUAAAUGUUUUGUUUGGAGACAUUUUGUUUCCCUCCUUUUUUGUUUAAAGUUGUGCUUUUUGCUCCCAAAUGUUGUCCACACUUCCUGGUGUUUCCAGCGAGCCGUCUCUGAACAUCAGUGCUGUGCCAGAGUCCGUAAUAAUAAAUGUCUAAACAAUCCAGAUGUAUUUCAAGUCCAAUCUGUCAAGUUUUAAAUAACGACCUCUGAAUAAACAGUGUUGGAUAACA